CUCAGCAUCUGGCGUAAUGCCGUGACAUCUGGGACACAGGUGGGUGGCACUGAAGAGACUGAACUGGGCCUUUGUAGGAAAGCUACCUUGCUGGAAGGUGGAGCUUGGCUGGUGUCCUGGCUCCUGGAUCUCUUGGUUCCUGUAGCUCACAUACAAGUGUGUCUUCAUUGCGUUUCCUUUUUCCUUCCCACAGGGUCCUUGGUAGCAGGCCAGGUGACACAGAGAGAAGUGCCGGAGAAUGGCCCGGUUGACCUGCCCUGUGAUGCAUAUUUGGCGCAGCGGGGAAAUCCCCGGAUCGAGUGGAAGUUUGAGAAGGACGAGACCGUGACGCUGCUCUACAGGGACUCUCAGUUCACAGAACCGUACAAAGGCUGCCUACAGUUCACACCCUCAUCGAUCCACUUCAGUUCGGUGACCCGGAAGGACACUGGGAAGUACAUCUGUGAGGUCCUGGGGGAGAGCGGUCAGCUCUCCAGGUCGGAGGUCAACCUCGUCGUCCAAGUGGCCCCCUCCCAGCCUGUGGCUUUCGUAGUGACCAUCGGCAACAAGGCUGAGCUGACGUGCAAGGAGUCGGAUGGCUCCCCGCCCCCCACCUUCCAGUGGUACAGGAACAACAUCCAGAUGCCCGUGAACCCCAACAUGAGCGAAGCCUUCAAGAACUCCUCCUACGAGCUCAACCCCAAGACAGGGCAGCUGAUGUUUGAUCCUGUGACCGGCUUUGACACGGGGGAUUACUACUGCGAGGCGCAGAACAACAUUGGGACCCCUCAGAAAUCGGACACCCAUCACUUGGAAGCUAGUAACAACAUCUCCUACGAAGACAUGAAGGCGCUGGGCGCUGGCGGGGGGGGGCCCGUCUUUGACGUGCGCUCUCCGGAGGAGGUGGCCAACGGGCACAUCGCCAACUCCAUUAAUAUCCCAGUGACAGAAAUCGAAGAAGCCCUGAAGAUGGAUCCUGAGACAUUUAAGAUGAAGUAUGCUGUGGACAAGCCCCAGGUGGAUGAGAAGAACUUCAUCUUCCUCUGCAAGGCGGGCCGGAGGUCGGCUUUCGCCGUAGAGAUCGCCAAGACCCUCGGCUAUACCAAUGCCCGUAGCUAUGGUGGCGGCUAUGACGAGUGGUCUGAGAAGGAAGGGAAGUGAGUGUGGCGGGGCUCGCCACGGCCAGUGACUUUGCUUUUUCACCUAAGUGCCAACACUGCACUACAGACUCUCCCUCCACUUCACUGCCACGUCGUCCUCCCCGGCUGCUUUUGCCCAGUGUUGCGGUGCACCUGUCUGGACAUCCUGCCUAAAACACCGGCCUUUGAAGCUGCUGCUCGGCUCUGAGCCUGGCCCUUCAGCCUGGAACCUGCUCUUGUUCAUUCUCUACCUGCAGCACGGCUGCCCUCUUAACCCCUGGUAUUUGUACCUUGGUGGGGGUCCUUCCUCUUCUCCCAGGUCUGUCCUGUUGGUGGGGAAAGAGGCUUCUUUAUAUGGCAAUGAAAUUGGAUGCUUUGCAACACCCAGCUGUGUUUUGUAGCCCCCUGUGAGGCGUGACCCGCUGGGAGAGAGGUGCUGGUGUGGAGUAUGGAGUCCAUCCAGGGGAACGAUCUGAAAAAAAGUCAUGAUUGUAGAUCCUAGAAAACAUGUGCGUCUCAUCCACAGAGAGCCAGCAAGCUAGGGCACCUCCUCAGUGAUCCCAGCAGGUUGUCAACCCUGUGCUUGCUGGGUGUGGGGUAAGGACGCUUGGGGUGUGUUCCUGGUCUGCUGGGGGGGAAGUCACUUCUUUGUUUCAAUUUCCACACGUGUAUAACGCUGACCUUUCUUUUCCUGGAUGUCUCUGGGAGAAGAUCCAGGCAUUGCUAUUCUCUGGCUGCUGUGUGGGUUUGAAGGCUGGAUUGGGUGUGCACUUGAUGCAGUGGUAAUAGAUGGGAGGGGCAGGACUGAAAUUAAGAGAUCUAGCACUGAAAUGAGGCAAUGCUGCAGCUGCACAAGGGUUGCAGAUCAGUGGAGAGAAAACCGGCUCCCCAGAAGGGCCACCCUCUGCCUUUUGUAGCAGAGAAGAGCAUACCCAGGCAUUGCCAGGCAUCUCGUGGGUGGCAGGCAGGUGCCAUGAGGCUUGGUAAGCAACUACUGUGGAGCUGCAGGCAGACACAACGUGCAGAUGCAAGAGCUGGGCUCCAGCAGCAGCAUAACAGGAUUCCAGCCUCUCCGAGGAGUCCCAUGGAUACCAUAUAUAGCACCUAGGGGCUGGCUUAGUCCAGGGACUGUGGUAGCUGGACUGUGGGGCAGUGCUAACGAGAGAAGCAGGACUGGUUUGU
Molecule: messenger RNA, 2300 nt
Organism: Alligator sinensis (Chinese alligator)
Lineage: Eukaryota; Metazoa; Chordata; Crocodylia; Alligatoridae
Product: junctional adhesion molecule A-like
Biological process (GO): cell adhesion; intestinal absorption; establishment of endothelial intestinal barrier
Cellular component (GO): bicellular tight junction
Source: RefSeq, a predicted model, not a curated record